This is a messenger RNA of Rhodamnia argentea, 559 nucleotides long. RefSeq names its product transcription factor CPC-like. Gene Ontology annotation, biological process: cell differentiation. Gene Ontology annotation, molecular function: transcription cis-regulatory region binding. Gene Ontology annotation, cellular component: nucleus. The coding region runs from base 113 to 343 and encodes 76 amino acids. The record is from RefSeq and is a predicted model, not a curated record. Lineage: Eukaryota; Viridiplantae; Streptophyta; Magnoliopsida; Myrtales; Myrtaceae. The transcript is spliced from 3 exons.
ACAUUAUCAGUCCCCUUCUCCCGCUGUCUUCACAGUCACAAAUCUCCUAUUUUGAAAAUUUCCAGUUACACCCUCUUGUGAUUUCUGUCAGCAACCCUUUUUUGCACUAGUGAUGGGAGAAAGAGACCACAGCUCUCAUGAAAGCAAUGGGUGUGCAGAAGAGGCCAGAGCAGAGGAAUCGAAGGCAGAGUUCUCUGAAGAUGAGGAGAAACUGAUUGCUAGGAUGUUCAGCUUGGUGGGAGAAAGGUGGUCGCUUAUAGCUGGGAGAAUCCCGGGAAGAACGGCAGAAGAGAUUGAGAAGUUCUGGGCUUCAAAGCACUCUGCAUCUAAUCAUCUAAGAUGAGUUCAAGGUUAAAAAGAAGAAGCAACAAUUGCACAUAGCUUCUCUCAUGGACUUAUCUAGAUAAAUUCAGUCUUCUUCCUCUCUCUUUCUUUUUCUUUUUCUUUUUUUUUUAAGAUUUUUUGUUUUAAGAUGAGCUCUUUUGGCUAUCAAAUUCAGCUUUUGUUGGUGUUGGGGCAUCAUUCUCAAUACUAGAAUUCAUGGGACCAAGAAUGUUUG